ACUUGCCGGAACGCAUUUCAUCCUCCACAGAUUUAGGUGAAUUCGGGAGAAUUUUGAGGGAAGUACUGCCACAAUGUCACAUUAGAAGCACAGAAAUCGGAAAUUUCUGAUUCAGUUGCCAUUCUGUCAUCAAGAAAAGGCGAAGAAAUUGGAUUCCGCCACCCACUCACCAAGUAAUUGCAGUUCCAACUUUCCACUGCCCCACCAACAACCAAUUUCCGUGCCAGUUACCGAAGCAGGGAGCGAAAAAAGCCACUUCCAUUCAUAGUUUUGCGAUAAAAGAAGAGCAAAUCGAACGCCCAUUUUGUCUCAUCUUCCAAAGGAAUCAUGGGUUGGAAUCAAAACCGUCCCACUGGUUCAUAUUGCUUCGCAGUUCGAAGGCAACGAUAGCCCAACUACUGAACCCUCCACCGUCUGAAGCUGAGAGAUCAAAAUGGCUGUUGUCCGCCCUCUUUCAAUUCCAGGGCUGGCGUUCAAUUCUCCAUCUGCCGUUUAUAAUUCCCACUCCCCCCUGUUUUGUCAUCUGGGCAACGCCCAAAUACUCGAUAGGAGCAAACCCAGAUGCCAAAAGCCCGAAUUACUCUCCGUUGAGUGUUACAGAAAGCGAUGUAUGAGAGAUUCCGGGUUCAAUCGCAAGAACUUGGGGUUAUCUAAGACUGUGCAGCCGGGGAAUAUGAAACCCAGAAAAGUUCAAGCUAAAUUUUUGGGCACUGGCUUUUCUGGGGCGAAUUCGAGGAGUGAGAGGUUCAUUUUGAAAUCAAAACUGGCUUUGAGCGAUGAUGAAGCAGUGGAGCGAGGAGGCGAGGAUAAGAAUAUGUAUGAUGCUAUUGUUAUUGGGUCAGGUAUUGGGGGUUUGGUUGCUUCUACUCAAUUAGCAGUGAAGGGAGCCAAGGUUUUGGUUUUAGAGAAGUAUGUGAUUCCUGGUGGGAGCUCUGGGUAUUACCAGAGGGAUGGGUAUACUUUUGAUGUUGGGUCUUCUGUAAUGUUUGGUUUCAGUGAUAAGGGAAAUCUAAAUUUGAUCACCCAAGCUUUGUCAGCAGUUGGUUGUGAGAUGCAAGUGCUACCAGAUCCAACCACUGUUCAUUUCCAUCUACCAAAUAAUCUUUCGGUACGGGUUCAUAGAGAAUACGGUGAAUUUAUUGAAGAACUUGUCAGCUAUUUCCCCCAUGAAAAAGAAGGAAUCCUAAAAUUCUAUGGAAAUUGUUGGAAGAUAUUCAAUGCUUUAAACUCAUUGGAAUUAAAAUCACUGGAGGAGCCAAUAUACCUUUUCGGACAAUUCUUUCAGAAGCCUCUUGAAUGCCUCACACUUGCAUACUACUUGCCUCAAAAUGCUGGAGACUUGGCUCGGAAGUACAUUAAGGAUCCCCGUUUAUUGUCCUUUAUCGAUGCAGAGUGUUUUAUCGUUAGCACGGUGAAUGCUUUACAAACACCAAUGAUAAAUGCAGCUUUGGUUUUAUGUGACAGGCAUUUUGGUGGGAUUAACUACCCUGUUGGUGGCGUCGGUGGAAUUGCAAAGUCCUUGGCAAAGGGUCUGGUUGAUCAUGGCAGCACGAUAAUGUAUAAAGCAAAUGUGACAAAUAUAAUAACCGAGGAUGGCAAAGCUGUAGGUGUGAAGCUGUCUGAUGGAAGAGAGUUCUUUGCUAAAACUAUUAUAUCAAAUGCUACCAGAUGGGAUACCUUUGGAAAGCUGUUACAAGGAGUGGACCUUCCCAAAGAAGAGGAAAGCUUUCAGAAACUUUAUGUAAAGGCCCCAUCUUUUCUUUCAAUUCAUAUGGGGGUAAAAGCCGAGGUUCUACCCCCAGACACAGAUUGUCACCAUUUUGUGCUUGAGAGUGAUUGGACAAGGUUAGAGGAGCCAUAUGGAAGCAUCUUUUUGAGCAUCCCAACUGUUCUUGAUGCAUCAUUAGCUCCAGAGGGACGUCAUAUUCUUCACAUUUUUACCACUUCUUCCAUAGAGGACUGGGAGGGGCUCUCUGUAAAAGACUACGAAGCGAAGAAGGAGCUGAUAGCGGGUGAAAUCAUUACUAGACUUGAGAAGGAGCUAUUUCCAGGCCUUAAAUCAUCUAUUGAUUUUAUGGAGGUCGGGACACCAAAGACACAUAGGCGAUUCUUAGCUCGUAAUAGUGGUACCUAUGGACCGAUGCCACGUAGAACUCCCAAGGGAUUACUUGGAAUGCCUUUUAAUACAACUGCUAUAGAUGGCCUGUAUUGUGUUGGUGAUAGCUGCUUUCCCGGACAAGGAGUAAUAGCUGUAGCCUUUUCUGGAGUGAUGUGUGCACACCGAGUAGCUGCAGAUAUUGGUCUUCAAAAGAAGUCCCCCAUUUUGGAUGCUGCCCUUCUUGGACUACUCGGUUGGUUUAGGACCUUGGCCUGAGUUUUGAUGUGAGAAUGCAGUCUGUCCAUUGCACCGUAAAAGUCUUAUGGGGUCAGCUGUGUAACAAAGGCUUACCAUUCUUUAGAAAUAGAGCAGUAGCAACAUCAUACUCGUAUAUUUACGAUUAAUGUAACAGAUUGUGACGGUAAUCAAUCUGUCAAUGAAUAAGAAAAAGAGUUUGUACCAAGAAAAGAACCUCUGAACUGAAUGUUUGUUUUAUAAAAGAAAAAGAAGAGUUCUGCCAA
This is a messenger RNA of Momordica charantia (bitter melon), 2619 nucleotides long. It is a transcript of the gene CRTISO, whose product is annotated as carotenoid isomerase. Gene Ontology annotation, biological process: carotenoid biosynthetic process. NCBI's taxonomy places the organism in Eukaryota, Viridiplantae, Streptophyta, Magnoliopsida, Cucurbitales, Cucurbitaceae. Gene Ontology annotation, molecular function: oxidoreductase activity; carotenoid isomerase activity. The record is from RefSeq and is a predicted model, not a curated record.